AUGAUCGCCGAUGUGGAAAAAGCCUUCCAUAUGAUAUACUUACAAGAAUCAGAACGCGACUCCGUCAGAUUUCUGUGGCUCAAAGAUGUUAACCUACCGCCACUACCACACAACAUACGAAUUCUUCGCUUCUGUCGGCUACCAUUUGGAAUAAAUGCGUCACCAUUCCUGCUUGGAAUCUCAAUCCAAUACGGUAUAGAACAACAAAAGCAACAAGAUGACACGAUCGUUCAUCGCUUGGUCGAAAACUUAUACGUCGACAAUGUGCUCAUGAUUGACCAUUCAACACAAUCACUUCUUCACACUUACCACGUCUGCAAAAAGAUUUUCAACAAUAUGUCUAUGAAUCUCCGUCAGUUCCUCCGGAGUUACUUCUCAGAUCCAAUGUCUGUUGAGUUGAAAGAUGAUGAAAUGCACGAAGUUCGAGAGACGAAUCCCGAUUAG
Ostertagia ostertagi is the source of this 444-nucleotide messenger RNA. The record is from the annotation of a GenBank genome assembly. NCBI's taxonomy places the organism in Eukaryota, Metazoa, Nematoda, Chromadorea, Rhabditida, Trichostrongylidae.